Messenger RNA from Cuscuta campestris, 1215 nucleotides. NCBI's taxonomy places the organism in Eukaryota, Viridiplantae, Streptophyta, Magnoliopsida, Solanales, Convolvulaceae. The record is from the annotation of a GenBank genome assembly.
UAUAUGACUUCCCCAAGUGUUGAUAAUUGGUUUGCCGUAGUCUUGCAUAACAUAUUUUGUGUUACUUGGAGAAUCAGGACAUGGCAGACAUUCUUGAAGAACUUCUUUCCUCAGCUGAGUAUGUCAAUGAUAAGAAGCAAUCAGUUGACAUUUUGAUUGAUAGAAUCAGAAAUCCCAAGGAUUGGGACACUAGGAUGUCUCCCUCUGAACGCUUUGAAGUCCUAUCAACUAUUAGUCAUUUUGCGUUGACAUUAUCGAGCAUGCCACCAAAGUAUGGAAUUCUGGGGGAAAGUUAUUAUUGGAGUGCUGGCUAUCAGUUGAAUAUCAGGAUUUAUGAGAAGCUACUUGUUGGGUUGUUUGACAUUCUUGAAGAUGACCACCUUAUAGAGGAAGCUGGUGAAAUCCUCAAUCUACUCAAGUCAUCUUGGUCGAUGUUAGGCAUUACUCAGAAACUCCAUAACGUGAUACAUGCAUGGGUGCUUUUUCAACAGAAACCUUCUCUCCUCAAUGAGGUGAUGAGCAUGGCAUUGAUGGUUGGAGCAUAUAGUUUUGAAUCAUGUGACAAGAACAAGUUCACAGGUUUUGAAGCUCUGGAUAGUACUCGUUACAGAAAGGUCAAAGAUUAUGUUGAAAGUUCGAUAGAAGCUGUUUCUAAGAGGGUAACUGACUCCAUAGGUCAUGGCCAUAGAAUAGAUAAGACACAUCCUUUGACUGUGCUCGCUAGUGAGCUAAAAUUUAUUUCUGAGAAGGAGAUGGCUGUAUUUUAUCCUAUCCUCCAACAAUUUUGUCCCGAAGUUGGGAUUGUUUCUGCCUUGAAAUUGCACAAAAUUUAUGGGGAAAGAUUGGGACCAUUCCUCAAUGAUGUAUCAUGCCUUUCUGAAGGUGUCAGGGAGGUGCUUACUGCAGCUGUUCUCUUGGAAGAUUGCUUAUUUGAGCUUUAUUCUUUGGGAAAAAGACAGAGUGCUCACUAUUCUGCUCGCACAAAUGAAUUUGAGUAUUACAAGGUCCGUUUAUCUUGGAAACCACUAAGUAUUUUGGGCAAGUAUUUGCUUUAAUUGAUUCUUUACUAUUUAUGUAACAUUUGUUAAGGCCUUAAGGCAAAUGUUCAUAUUUUGACUUUUGAGGCAAAAUAUUCAUUCUUUUUCACAUAGUAUUAGUGAAUAGUUGAAUACUGAAUAUCUCCUCACAAGAACAGAACAAAGAGUGUUAUGGCUU